CUUUGACCUCGUCACCAACGGCGGGAUCUCCAUCAUCCUCCAUUUUGAACGGGCUCCCUUCAUUACCCAAGAGCACACCCUCUGGCUGCCGUGGGAUCGCUUCUUCGUCAUGGAGACCAUCGUCAUGAGGCACGAGGAAAACGACAUCCCAAGCUGCGACCUCAGCAACUUCGCCCGGCCCAAUCCCGUGGUCUCACCGUCCCCCCUGACGGCGUUUGCCAGCUCCUGUUCCGAGAGAGGCCCCAUCGUCCCAGAAAUCCAGGCUUUGCAAGAAGAGGUUAAGAUUUCAGGCACUAAAAUAAAGCUGAGCUACCUGAGCAGUCGGACGUCCGGCUACAAAUCAGUCUUGAGGAUUAGCUUGACCCACCCCACUAUACCAUUCAACCUGAUGAAAGUCCACCUCAUGGUAGCCGUUGAGGGGCGCCUCUUCCGGAAGUGGUUCGCCGCAGGUCCCGACCUGUCUUACUACUUCGUAUGGGACAAGACGGACGUCUACAAUCAGAAGGUCUAUGGGCUGUCGGAAGCUUUCGUCUCAGUGGGGUUCGAAUACGAAUCGUCAUACGAAGCGUGUCCGGACUUGAUCCUUUGGGAGAAGAGGACGGCGGUGCUUCAGGGCUAUGAAAUCGACGCGUCCAAACUCGGAGGCUGGUCUCUGGACAAACACCAUGCUCUCAACAUCCAGAGUGCUACAGGGUAUGCACUGUCCAUCCUUCCCCUCAGAAAUAAAGAUUUCAGACAUAGCCACAGCCCUGCUCACAAGUAUUACCUGACCACGGACCCCAUCACCGGAUCCAUCUACCUCUCCGACACCAACAGUCGCCGAGUCUUUAAGAUCAAAUCAACCACCGUAGUGAAGGAUGUCGUGAAGAACUCGGAGGUGGUGGCCGGAACAGGAGACCAGUGCCUCCCCUUCGACGACACUCGUUGCGGAGAUGGCGGGAAAGCCACCGAGGCCACGCUGACAAAUCCCAGGGGCAUCACCGUGGACAAAUUUGGGUUCAUUUAUUUUGUGGACGGCACCAUGAUCCGACGCAUCGACCAGAAUGGGAUUAUCUCGACUCUGCUUGGUUCCAAUGACCUGACGUCGGCCAGGCCUCUGAGCUGUGACUCGGUCAUGGAUAUCUCACAGGUACUCAGAAUUUCGUGGCCUACUGACCUGGCGGUCAACCCAAUGGACAAUUCCUUGUACGUCCUCGACAAUAACGUCGUCUUGCAAAUCUCGGAAAACCACCAAGUGCGCAUUGUGGCAGGAAGGCCAAUGCACUGCCAGGUCCCAGGUAUUGAUCACUUCCUCCUCAGUAAGGUGGCUAUUCACGCUACCUUGGAGUCGGCCACAGCCCUGACCGUCUCCCACAACGGUGUCCUGUACAUCGCGGAGACCGAUGAGAAGAAGAUCAACCGUAUCCGGCAGGUCACCACCAACGGGGAGAUCUCGCUGGUGGCCGGCGCUCCGAGCGGCUGCGAUUGCAAGAAUGAUGCCAACUGCGAUUGCUUUUCUGGGGACGACGGAUACGCCAAGGAUGCCAAACUCAACGCCCCGUCGUCCCUCGCGGUGUGCGCAGACGGCGAACUGUAUGUGGCCGAUCUCGGGAACAUCCGGAUCCGCUUCAUCCGGAAGAACAAGCCGUUUCUGAACACGCAGAACUUAUACGAGCUGUCCUCCCCCAUCGAUCAGGAACUCUACUUAUUCGACACCAGUGGCAAGCACCUGUUCACUCAGAGUCUCACUACCGGGGACUACCUUUACAACUUUACCUACACAGGAGACGGGGACAUAACCCUGAUUACCGACAACAAUGGCAACCUGGUCAACAUCCGGAGAGAUUCGACAGGGAUGCCGCUCUUGCUGGUAGUGCCAGAUGGCCAAGUCUACUGGCUAACCAUGGGCACCAACAGCGCCCUCAAGAGUGUGACGGCCCAGGGGAACGAAGUGGCCAUGAUGACGUAUCACGGCAUCUCGGGUCUCCUGGCUACGAAGAGCAACGAAAACGGGUGGACGACAUUUUACGAGUACGACAGCUUCGGGCGCCUCACCAACAUCACUUUCCCUAAAGGCCAAGUCAGCAGCUUCCGGAGCGACACCGACAGUUCGGUCCACGUCCAAGUGGAGACGUCCAGCAAAGACGAUGUCACCAUAACAACCAACCUGUCGGCCUCGGGCGCCUUCUAUACCUUGCUGCAAGAUCAAGUGCGAAACAGCUACUACAUCGGCGCCGAUGGCUCACUCCGUCUCAUGCUGGCCAAUGGCAUGGAGGUGGCCUUGCAGACCGAACCUCACCUGCUGGCCGGCACCGUGAAUCCCACCGUGGGGAAGAGGAACGUCACCCUCCCCAUCGACAAUGGCCUUAACCUCGUUGAAUGGAGGCAACGCAAAGAGCAGGCGAGAGGCCAGAUCACAGUCUUCGGGCGCAGGCUGCGGGUUCAUAACAGAAACUUGCUGUCCCUCGACUUUGACCGGGUGACGAGAACGGAGAAGAUCUACGAUGAUCAUCGCAAGUUCACCUUGCGGAUUCUGUACGACCAGGCCGGCCGGCCCAGCCUUUGGUCUCCCAGCAGCAGGCUGAAUGGAGUGAACGUGACCUACUCCUCGGGAGGACACAUCGCUGGGAUCCAACGGGGGACCAUGUCAGAAAGGAUGGACUAUGACCAGUCGGGCCGGAUUACAUCCAGAAUCUUCGCCGAUGGGAAGUCUUGGAGCUACACUUACUUAGAAAAGUCCAUGGUGCUGCUCCUUCACAGUCAACGGCAGUACAUUUUCGAGUUUGAUAAGAAUGAUCGUUUGUCGUCCGUGACCAUGCCCAACGUUGCACGCCAGACCUUGGAAACUAUUCGUUCCAUUGGCUACUACAGGAAUAUCUACAGGCCCCCAGAAGGCAACGCAUCCGUCAUUCAGGAUUUCAAUGAGGAAAAGCAGCUCCUUCACACCUAUCACUUGGGAACAGGGAGGCGGGUCAUCUACAAAUAUGGCAAACUCUCCAAGCUGGCUGAGAUGCUCUAUGACACGACUAAGAUCAGCUUCACCUAUGAUGAAACAGCUGGGAUGCUGAAGACCAUAAACCUGCAGAACGAGGGGUUCACUUGUACCAUCAGAUACAGACAGAUUGGACCACUCAUCGACCGGCAGAUCUUUCGUUUCACAGAAGAAGGCAUGGUGAAUGCGCGUUUUGACUACAAUUACGACAACAGCUUCCGGGUGACCAGCAUGCAAGCGGUGAUCAACGAGACCCCACUACCCAUUGACCUUUACCGAUAUGAUGACGUUUCAGGUAAAACGGAACAAUUCGGCAAGUUCGGGGUCAUCUACUAUGACAUCAACCAAAUCAUUACCACUGCGGUCAUGACUCACACGAAACAUUUCGAUGCCUACGGCAGGAUGAAAGAAGUGCAGUACGAGAUAUUCAGGUCCCUCAUGUACUGGAUGACAGUGCAGUAUGACAACAUGGGGAGAGUAGUGAAGAAGGAGCUGAAGGUCGGCCCAUACGCAAACACAACGAGGUAUUCGUAUGAAUACGAUGCAGAUGGGCAACUCCAGACCGUGUCAAUCAAUGAGAAGCCACUCUGGCGGUACAGUUAUGACCUCAAUGGAAACCUCCACUUGUUGAGUCCCGGCAACAGUGCCCGCCUCACUCCACUGAGGUAUGACCUCAGGGACAGGAUCACAAGACUGGGGGACGUGCAGUACAAGAUGGAUGAAGAUGGCUUCCUGAGACAAAGGGGGAAUGACAUUUUUGAGUACAACUCGGCAGGACUGCUCAUCAAGGCCUAUAACAAAGCCAACGGGUGGUCCGUGAAGUAUCGUUAUGAUGGACUUGGAAGAAGGGUCUCCAGCAAAACCACCCAUGGGCAUCAUUUGCAGUUCUUUUAUGCAGACCUCACCAGCCCCACCAAAGUCACCCAUCUCUACAACCACUCGAGUUCUGAGAUAACCUCCCUCUAUUACGACCUCCAGGGCCACCUCUUUGCUAUGGAGCUCAGCAGCGGAGACGAGUUUUACAUUGCCUGCGAUAACACUGGGACUCCUUUGGCAGUCUUCAGCGGGACGGGCUUAAUGAUCAAGCAGAUCUUGUACACAGCUUAUGGGGAGAUCUAUAUGGACACCAACCCAAACUUUCAGGUCAUUAUUGGUUACCAAGGAGGACUCUAUGACCCCCUUACCAAACUCAUACAUAUGGGGAAGAGAGACUAUGAUGUGCUAGCUGGCCGGUGGACGAGCCCUGACCACGAAAUUUGGAAACGUCUGAGCAGCAGCAAUAUAAUGCCUUUCAAUCUUUACAUGUUCAAAAAUAACAAUCCUAUCAGUAACUCUCAGGAUAUCAAGUGCUACAUGACAGAUGUCAACAGCUGGCUGCUUACCUUCGGGUUUCAACUACACAAUGUCAUCCCCGGAUAUCCUAAACCUGAUGUGGAAGCUGUGGAGCCCUCUUAUGAACUUACCCACACACAACUGAAAACGCAAGAAUGGGACAAUAGCAAGUCAAUCUUGGGAGUACAGUGUGAAGUACAGAAACAGCUGAAGGCUUUUGUCACCCUGGAGCGCUUUGAACAGAUCUACAGCUCGAGCAUUGCCGGAUGCCACGAGGCCAAGGAGGACAAUAACUUUGCUUCAGGAGGCUCUGUCAUCGGCAAGGGGGUCAAGUUUGCCAUGAAGGAUGGGCGGGUGGCCACUGACAUUAUCAGCACGGCGAACGAGGACGGGCGGAGGAUCGCAGCCAUACUGAACAACGCUCACUACCUGGAGAACUUGCACUUCACCAUCGAGGGCACGGACACACACUAUUUCGUCAAGCAAGGGCCAUCGGACAGCGACCUGUCCAUUCUGGGCCUCACCGGCGGGCGGAGAACCUUGGAGAACGGCGUCAACGUCACCGUCUCCCAAAUCAACACAGUGCUUAACGGAAGGACUAGACGUUACACGGACAUCCAGCUCCAGCACGGAGCGCUGUGUCUGAACACCCGCUACGGGACCACCUUAGAUGAAGAGAAGACCCGCGUGCUGGAGCUGGCCAGGCAACGUGCCGUCGCCCAAGCCUGGGCACGGGAGCAGCAGAGACUGCGGGACGGGGAGGAGGGGACCCGCUCCUGGACAGAAGGGGAGAAGCAGCAGCUGCUAAACACGGGGCGGGUUCAGGGCUACGACGGUUACUUCGUCAUCUCCGUGGAGCAGUACCCCGAACUUUCGGACAGCGCGAACAACAUCCAUUUCAUGAGACAGAGUGAGAUGGGCAGAAGGUGA
Messenger RNA from Gekko japonicus, 5233 nucleotides. RefSeq names its product teneurin-4-like. Gene Ontology annotation, cellular component: neuron projection. The record is from RefSeq and is a predicted model, not a curated record. Gene Ontology annotation, molecular function: cell adhesion molecule binding; protein homodimerization activity; protein heterodimerization activity. Gene Ontology annotation, biological process: heterophilic cell-cell adhesion; neuron development. NCBI's taxonomy places the organism in Eukaryota, Metazoa, Chordata, Lepidosauria, Squamata, Gekkonidae.